CUCGCCUCGCUCCACGCAGCUUCAAUAAGCCCAGAGGUUUGGAGCCUUGAUGGAAAAUUACCUUGUGACCAAGAGGGGAGGUCAGUACUCGUAGACGCUCCUGAAAAGCAGCAGCAGCAGGAGCAGGAACAACAGCAGCAGCAGGAGCAGCAGCAGCAGCAGCAGCAGAAGGAGGAUGGCUUGCGCGUUCGGCUGAUCGGAGGGCACCAGAGCUGGGUCAUGGAGAAAGUAAAAGGUCCCGUGGCAGGAUGCACCACUGCCACCUGUGGAUGGAGAGCCCUGCUUCUCCCGCAGCUGAACCGGCAGUCGCUGUACGUGUACGGCAGCGAGAUGGCCGUGGAGCAGGAGUGCAUGCGGCAGCUGCAGAGCGGAGUCUUUGUGAUCCAUCCGUUCAGCCUCAUGAGGAGCUACUACAUCAUGUGCAUGAUGGCCAUCACGUUCCUGAACCUGAUUGGCAUUCCCAUGGAGAUAGCCUUCGUGGAUGGAACCAGCGGGUUAGCCUGGGAAGGAUUUAAUGUGUUUUCAGACACACUCUUCCUGAUAGACGUGGCUCUGAAUUUCCGCAUGGGAAUCAUAGCAGAGGACGGCGAGGAAGCUAUUCUGGACAUCAAGCGGAUCCGACUUAGUUACCUGAGGACAUGGUUCAUCCCGGACGUGAUCGCUGCUUUCCCAAUCGGCUACAUCCUGCUGUUUGCGGACUUGCAGUACCACAACGACGACAACCCCUCGAAGACGAACAAGAUGAUGAGGAUCCUGAUGUUCGUGCGAAUCCUCAGCCUGAUCCGCCUGGCUCGGGUGUCCCGACUGGUCCGGUUCUUCAACGAGGUGGAGAAAGUGUCUAAUGCAAACCUGGAGGUGGUCCGCCUCUUCUUCCGCGUCCUGUCUCUGUUCAUGAUGAUUUUCCUGCUGUGUCACUGGAACGGCUGCAUCCAGUACUUUGUCCCCAUGCUGGAGGAGUUCCCCACCGACUGCUGGGUCCGCAAAGAGAACCUGAUGAAUGCCUCAGUGAGCGUGAAAUACUCCUGGGGAGUUUUCCGGGCUCUCUCCCAGAUGAUCGCCCUCUCCUACGGCUCCAUGGACGCACCAACCAAUUACGUGGAGAUGUGGAUCGUGAUGGUCAGCAUGGUGUCCGGAUGUCUGAUGUACACUGUCCUCGUGGCCAACGCUACGACCAUGAUCGCCAACAUCGACCCGGCGGCCAAAGAGUACAAGAGCAAGAUGAGCCGCUUGGAGCACUACAUGGCCUUCAUGAAGCUUCCACCAGAGCUGCAGCUGCGCAUCAGCAACUACUACCAGGCGCGCUACGGAGGGAAGUGGUUCCACGAGAAGGACGUCAUGCACACCGUGUCCUCUGCACUCAAAGAGCAAAUCCUGAUGGUGAUGUGCAGCCGGCUGCUGAGAAAGGUGCCGAUGUUUCAGAACAGAGAAGAAAACUUCAUCAACUCUGUGCUGCUCAAACUGGAGUACGAGGUUUUCCUGGAGGGAGACUGCAUCGUCAGGCAACACGUCCCCGGGGAUCGCAUGUUCUUCAUCGACCACGGCCAGGUCCUCAUGGAGACCGACUCCUACGACCGGGAGCUGUGUGACGGAGACUUCUUUGGAGAGACGUGCGUGCUGACUAAAGGCAAGCAUCUGGCCACGGUGAAGGCGCUGACCGACUGCCAGUGCUUCUCUCUGUCCUGUGACGACUUUAAGGAGGUGCUGCUGUGCUUCCCGGACGUCAAGAAGGAUAUGGAGCAACUGGUUGAGCUCAACUCAGAGGAGGAGCUUCUGUGAGACCAAAAAACAGUUCUCAGGACCUUUUCUUUUACUGAAAAUGAGAUGCGGACAUUUCCGGGACAUUUUGUGCGAUUGUAAGCGGACGAUAAGACUGAGGCGGAUCCCUCGUGUGGACAGGAGUUGAACAAUUAUUCGCUGAUGAGAUGGAUAGUUGUAGAGCAUUUUAUUCUAACUGAUAACUCUUCUGAUAUAUCAGUUAUAUAAGCAAUAAACUAAAGACCUCAACCGUAAAGACGGGUCAAAAUA
Molecule: messenger RNA, 2025 nt
Organism: Eleginops maclovinus (Patagonian blennie)
Lineage: Eukaryota; Metazoa; Chordata; Actinopteri; Perciformes; Eleginopidae
Gene: hcn5
Product: hyperpolarization activated cyclic nucleotide-gated potassium channel 5
Exons: 10
Coding region: 220-1776 (518 amino acids)
Biological process (GO): sodium ion transmembrane transport; potassium ion transmembrane transport; regulation of membrane depolarization
Cellular component (GO): axon; HCN channel complex; dendrite
Molecular function (GO): voltage-gated potassium channel activity
Source: RefSeq, a predicted model, not a curated record